This is a messenger RNA of Fonticula alba, 1644 nucleotides long. RefSeq lists its product as hypothetical. Bases 34 to 1497 code for a protein of 487 amino acids. Gene Ontology annotation, biological process: mitochondrial calcium ion homeostasis; calcium import into the mitochondrion. The record is from RefSeq and is a predicted model, not a curated record. The transcript has 4 exons. Gene Ontology annotation, molecular function: calcium ion binding. NCBI's taxonomy places the organism in Eukaryota, Rotosphaerida, Fonticulaceae. Gene Ontology annotation, cellular component: uniplex complex.
CUUUCCUCCUCCCCGCAUUUGUUCCCUUACAGCAUGUUCCCCCGCGCACGCACCCUCGCCCUUGCGGGCUGUGCCGCGGCCGCCCUCCUGACCGCGACCACCGCCCAGCAGCAUCGGCGCCCCGCCGGUGCGGGCGUCCUCCCCGCCUCUUUGCCGGGGCCCGGGGCCUGGCGCUGGACCAUGCACUGCGAUGCGCGGCCCGCCAGCACGGGCGUUGUCCCGCCGACGGCCGGCUCCCUGGCCGGGGCCGCUGCUCCGGCCACUCCGGCGGCCGGCUCCCACGAGUCGCGGUCCCCGCUGGGCGCUUGGAUCGAGCGCUCGACCGGCCUCUAUGAGAACCGUCUACGCGCGCUGAGCCACCCGCGCAAGGUCUUCCAAUACUUCGCCUCCGUGACCCAGGUGGAGCGCGGGUCCGGCACCGGGCUGGCCUCGGUGGAUUACAGCCCGGGCUUCGGCGGGCGCGUGGUCUACAUGACCCCGGCCGACCUGAUGGUCUCGCUGCUGCCCUACCAGCCGGCCGUCGAGGAGGCCGGCCUGUCGAGCAUCAACACCUCGGUCGUGCGCCAACGGCUGCAGGAGUUCCUGGCAUCGACCGCCACCGGGCCCGGGUCCCACCCGAUCGAUGCCAUGGCGCGCGAUGUCCUCGCCCUGGCGGACUUGGAUGGCGAUGGGUUGGUGUCCUUCAGCGAGUACCUGUGCUUCGUGGCCGCGGUGUCCGCCCCGCUGGCCUGGCUCCGGGAGGCUUUCCACUCGAGCGACGCCAAUUCCAAUGGUCUGCUGGACCGCGAGGAGCUGGCCGCCCUGAUUCGCUACUGCGCCGUCAAGGCCAGCAUCGGCGCGGCCCAGGGCCAGGCCGAGCAGUCGUCUUUCCUCCGCGGGUCCACCACCUCUCGUCUGGUGACUUUCCUUCUCGGCGAGUCGGACAACCAGGCUGGCGUGUCGCUCGAGCGCUUUGAGGAGGCCCUGCUGCACCUCCGUCACGCGGUCCUCCGCCUGGAGUUCAUCUGCUACCGCGAGCCGGGCGACAUGGCUGAUGACUGCAUCUCGGCCACCGCCCUGGCCCGGGCCCUGGCGGCCUACUCGCAGGAUGCUCACAAGUUCCGGUCGGUUCGCCGUCUGGCCCGGCUGUCCCAGCAUCCGGACCUGCUGAAUGCUCGCAUCUCCUUCGACGAGUUUGUCCGCCUCGACCAGGUUGUCCGGAACCUGGACGAUGUCAUCCGCUGCCUGCAGAUCCGCUUUGCUUCCGAGGACGGUCUCUUCACCAAGGAGGAUUUCUCGGCCGCCAUCAAGAUUUGCUUUGGCUUCUCCCUCGGCCAGGCCACCGUCACUGCUCUUUUUGGCGCCCUCGACUCGGAUGAGAGCAACUCCCUGGAUGUGGAGGAGCUGGAGCGGGGACUCCGCUCGCGUGCCAGCUACGGCUUCACCCGGAGCUCGACCUCGGCCAAUGGCCCGAAGACCGGCAUCUCCCAGGUGCUGGAUGUCCUCUUCCGCAAGUAGUUGGACUUUAUUUCCCAACAGCAGUGACCCUUGCACAUGCUGGCCGUCACGAAGGGAGGGGCAUGUUUUUCAGUUUUAGCUGUCCAAUACACCGUGUGACUUUUUGGCUGUUCGUGACGCGUGGGAUGGAGGACUCGGCCGGGCCAG